Messenger RNA from Phialemonium atrogriseum, 1899 nucleotides. Its product is annotated as phytoene dehydrogenase. The transcript has a single exon. Lineage: Eukaryota; Fungi; Ascomycota; Sordariomycetes; Cephalothecales; Cephalothecaceae. The coding region runs from base 110 to 1738 and encodes 542 amino acids. The record is from RefSeq and is a predicted model, not a curated record. Gene Ontology annotation, cellular component: cytosol.
GAACUCUUGAAAAAAGAGAACACCUUUGCUAGUUACUAGUCAUCCCGACACGAUAAAUUUGACGAGCAUAUAGUAAUUCACUCUCAGUGAAAAAAGGGAACUUCCGAUCAUGCCUACUGCUUCGCCAUCAAUCACUUACGAUGUCGUCAUCGUCGGCGGCGGCCACAACGGACUUACCGCUGCGGCCUACGUCGCUAAAGCGGGCCGAUCAGUUGUCGUACUCGAGCGGCUAGAGUCUACGGGAGGGGCUGCCGUAAGCGCCGUCGCGUUUGACGGGCUCGAUGCCCGGCUGUCGCGCUACUCGUACCUGGUCAGUCUUAUGCCCAGGAAGAUCAUCGACGAUCUCGGCCUCGACCUCGAGCUCGUGCGUCGGCGCUACUCCUCGUACACGCCAGUCCCAGGACACCCCGACGGCGCAGGACUGCUCAUCGACCGUCUCGACGAGGCCGCAACGGGUGCGUCCUUCGAGCGCAUCAACGCCGCGCGCGACAUUGGCGCAUUCCAGUCUUUGUACCGCGAUACUACCCGGGUAGCGCAGGCGCUAUGGCCGACCGUCACGGAGCCGCUUCUCAAGCGCAGCGAGGCCAAAUCCCGGCUCGGGGACGACAAACUCUGGGAGAGCAUCUUUGAGCGCCCGAUUGGCGAGUUCAUCGAGGACCGCCUGUCGGACGACCUCGUGCGCGGGGUUGCCGUCACCGACGCCUUAAUCGGAACAUUCACUACUGCCCACGACGAUGCGCUCCACCAGAACCGCUGCUUCCUAUAUCAUAUCAUUGGUGGCGGCACUGGCGACUGGGACGUGCCUGUCGGCGGCAUGGGCAACGUGACCCGCCAGCUCGCCGACGCGGCACGCGCUGCUGGGGCCUGCAUCGUCACCGGGGCCGAGGUGACCUCGAUCGAGCCCGACGGGACUGUCUGCUAUACGAAUGCCGACGGACAGCAUACUGUCAUCGGUGGCCAUGUGCUCGCUAACGUCGCGCCAUUUGUGCUCCAUCGGCUGCUCGGAAAGUUCGACUCCUACUCCGACUCCGACUCCGACUCCGAGUCCCGGCCCGCACCUAUACGACCGGAAGGCAGCCAAGUCAAAGUCAACCUGCUUCUGUCGCGUCUACCCAAGCUCCGCGAUAGCUCCAUCUCUCCCGAGGCCGCGUUCGGCGGAACUUUUCACAUCAACGAGCAGUACAGCCAGCUCGCAAAGGCCUACGAUGAAGCGCUGCAGGGUCGGAUCCCCGAGGUCCUGCCUUGCGAGAUCUACUGCCACUCUCUGACCGAUCCGUCUAUCCUCGGACAUGAGCUCGCAGCAUCCGGGGCGCACACCAUCACCGUCUUUGGUCUGCAUGUCCCCGACCGUCUCAUCUCGGCCGACAACAACGACGAGCAGCGCGCGCGCCUCCAGCAGGCCGUCAUCGACUCUCUGAACUCGGUCCUCGCCGAGCCCAUCGAGGACGUGCUGAUGACGGACACCGAGGGCCGUCCCUGCAUCGAGACCAAGACAACGCUCGACAUUGAGCGAGCGCUCAACAUGCCCGGCGGUAACAUCUUCCACGGACCGCUGUCGUGGCCCUUUGCCGAGGACGACGCCGCGCUUGACACACCGGCGCAGCGCUGGGGCGUGGCUACCGAGCACGGGGAACGUAUUCUGCUCUGCGGCUCUGGUGCGGUGCGUGGCGGUGGGGUGAGCGGUAUUGCUGGGCAUAAUGCUGCUAUGGCUGUGCUAGAGGCAACUACUCGGUCUUGAGUUACGAUUUGCACGCGAAGUAGGCGGCCUUGCAGCUUUUAGGGGCGUUGGAAUAUCUUGCUGGAAAUGGAACAGCUUAGAUACAUAUUACGUACGAAUCUUCCGUUGAGCACCUCACGGCAUCCGUGACAUUCAAGUUUGUGCCAUGGAUUCCAUCAGCC